Messenger RNA from Lachnellula hyalina, 1857 nucleotides. RefSeq names its product Protein VTS1 (gene VTS1). Gene Ontology annotation, molecular function: mRNA binding; protein binding; translation repressor activity. Gene Ontology annotation, biological process: regulation of mRNA stability; nuclear-transcribed mRNA poly(A) tail shortening. The coding region runs from base 1 to 1857 and encodes 618 amino acids. NCBI's taxonomy places the organism in Eukaryota, Fungi, Ascomycota, Leotiomycetes, Helotiales, Lachnaceae. The record is from RefSeq and is a predicted model, not a curated record. The transcript has 3 exons. Gene Ontology annotation, cellular component: P-body.
AUGCUCAAUAUGUCUGCCAUCGGUAAUCGAAACAGUACGCCUGUCGAGUCGAACAACGCUUCCUCUCUUCGUCCUCCUUCCUCUCGUGCUGUGGGCUCUGGACACCACCUUCGAGCAUCCGCAGAUAUGGCAGCAUUCUCAGGCUCUCCUUCCCAGAAUCGAAUACGCCCUUCGUCCGAUUUUUAUGGAACUCAACAAGGUCAAGCACAAGGUGGGCAAGAGAACGAUGCGUCCGAAAAAAUUGCACAGCAGUGGAUAGCUGAUAUCGACCAAUACGAGACAACUUUGGAAGAGAUGGCGGCUGCUACUCUGGACCAAGACUUCAAAGAUGAACUGAGUGCCAUCGAGCAAUGGUUUAGAGUACUAAGUGAGGCCGAGCGUACGGCUGCUUUGUAUGCUCUUCUACAACAGACGACGCAAGUGCAAAUCAGAUUUUUCAUCCAGGUUCUACAACAAAUGGGCAAGAGUCAUCCUAUGUCUGGUGUACUAUCUCCUGCCAAUUUUGACAAAGACCCAAUGUCCAAUCGUCUUAGUGAUGCCAUGAACAAACUGAGUGUCGAUGGCUCGAGAAAUUCCCUGACACGGCCUCCCACGACACCAGGGACAAAGAGACAUUCUGGACUCGACCCGUCUACAAUCAAUGCUAUGUUUCCGGAUGCCGCUGCAGCAAUAGCCACAGAGAAAGCAAAGUUCACCCAACAGACCGGGAACCCCCCAUCGUCCAACCGAAAUAGUGCAGCUUAUGACAAUCGAAACUCCCUCGCAGCGCCCAUUAUCUCUGGCCCUGCCGAUACCGCAGAUAAUAAUGGUCAACCGCCGCCUUCACCAUGGGGUACUCGUAGCAAUGACCAAAAUGCGAGACCAAAAUCUUCAUCAGGACAGGCACCUAUGGGCCAAUUCAUGCAGCCGCCUCCAUCCGCUGGUCUUCGAUCCCCUGUAAAUCAGAUUCCUGGCUCCUCCAACGUGCAAAGUACUACAAUUAUUGCUCCGGAUAACCAAGGGUCUGGUCUACCACCCCUAUCACCUUACAAUGCAGGCAGCGGAAAUUGGGCCUCGAUGGUGAACACACCAAUGGUCCCAUCUUUCAACACCGGAAAUAGUACGACGCAGGCUGACAUGGUUGCAAAUGCCACCACUAUGAAGCUUGCGGCUCUUGCAACGGUGAACAAUCGUUUUGCUUUGGAUGAUGUCCGUAAGUAUCGCCGAGCUAGAUCAAAUGAUGGUCAAGGAUCGACUGGGCAGCUUUCUCCUGGGCUCCAAAACAACAUGCCCGGAGCAAGCGUUGUCAUGAUCAACGAGCAUGGCCAGGUACUGAGUAGAGAACAAGUGCUCGCACUUCAAGCUCAACAACAACAAAACUCAGCAUUUGCUGGCCGGAGAUCCCGACCAAGCUCUCCCGGUCUUCCCAUGCAGGGCGGCGGGUUUAGUCAGUUAGGUUUUGCGUCCCCCCAGAACAAUGGGUUCCUCGCAGCUGAAUAUGGGUCAUCCCCACUCAUGAACAACAACGGAAUGGGCACGCUCAAUCUGGGCCAAUUUGGUCUCAGCGGGCACGAGGGUUACAUCUCUGACCACAGCGAUAUGGUUAGAGGUCGAUCACCACGUGGUAGGAGAGGCAGCUCGAAGCCUCCAGAGGAUCCGACUGACCCUAGCCUCCUCCAAGACAUCCCCAGCUGGCUGAGAAGUCUGAGGCUUCAUAAAUAUACAGACAAUCUCAAGGAUAUGAACUGGACGGAGCUCGUUGAGCUAGACGAAAAAGCAUUGGAGGAUAGAGGUGUCAAUGCUCUAGGUGCGAGGAGAAAGAUGUUGAAAGUAUUUGACCAAGUUAAAGAAGCCAAGGCGGAAGGCAAACUCGCGUAA